AUGGCAGUGGCUUGUCAAGUUUCCAAAAGGAAAUCAGAACAAUUGGAAUACUUCUUCAGUGGCACCAGUGCACAAAUAAAAGGUGACAAUCAAGAGCUGGUUAAAAUGAGAGGCAUUGCAGUUUUGCCCAGCUGUAUGCCUGUCGAAGAAGAGUGGUGGGAGAAGAGAGAGGCGGAGAAGACAAGCAAGAAGGGCGUGGAGUGUCGUUCCCGCCCCGGAGUCGGAGGCGCCGGGAGGCCGGACGCCGCGAGGCUGCUAGCCCAGGAAUGUGCGGUCCAACUCGCCGGCCGCGGGCGGAGCGCGGCGGGUGCGGGGCAGAGGACGGCUGGCGCGGGGCAGGCUGCAGCGGCGGACCAGACGCGACGCCGCGCACCUGAGCGCCGGGGGCGGGGCGUCAGCGGCCACGACCCUUCCCACCGCGCGCCGCGCCCCUCGCGCGCCGCCUCGGCCUUUUCCGCUCGUGCUUCGGCGCCGCUCGGCUCCCUUCCCGCCCCUGGCUCCCUCCCUCCCUCCCUCCCUCCUUCUUCUCCCUCCCUCCCGUCCUGGGAUUGCCUGGAGCUCCGCACCGCGAGUUUGCCGCGGCACUUUCCGCGCGGCGGAAGAGCGCGCGCCAGCUUCGGCACACCUGGGAGCCGGAACCCAGCCCUACGCCUCGUCCCCUACAAGCUCCUCCGAGCCCCGCCGGCUGCUGUGGGAGCGGCGGCCGUCCCUCUCCUGGAGGUUGUCUCCUGGCAUCCUCGGGGCCGCAGGAAGGAAGAGGAGGCAGCGGCCGGAGCCCUGGUGGGCGGCCUGAGGUGAGAGCCCGACCGGC
Molecule: messenger RNA, 811 nt
Organism: Gorilla gorilla gorilla (western lowland gorilla)
Lineage: Eukaryota; Metazoa; Chordata; Mammalia; Primates; Hominidae
Exons: 3
Coding region: 1-798 (265 amino acids)
Source: RefSeq, a predicted model, not a curated record